AUGGCGCCGGGGGAUUUGAUCGACUUCGACUUAAUUGAGGCACAAAAGGAAAAUGUUCAAUCCCUCCCAGGUGGACGGUCAGCGAGGGCGCUUGCUGCAGUUCUUUCCGGCGGCCCUGGUGGCGGCGCUACGUCGUCACCGGGAUUGAACGAGACGAGAACUUUCAACGACGCAAUCCGGAGAGAAUACGAACUCGAGCUUCAAUCUAUCGCAGAAUCUGACGAUCCGCUAGAUAUAUAUGACCGCUACGUCAAGUGGACUUUGGAUGCAUACCCAUCAGCACAGGCUACGCCACAGUCUGGCCUUUUACCGCUACUAGAGCGGGCAACAAAGGCAUUCUUGCCGUCCGCCCAUUAUAAGAAUGACCCACGAUAUCUAAGGCUUUGGCUACAUUAUAUUCGACUUUUCUCCGACGCACCACGCGAGACAUUUGCAUUUAUGGCACGACACGGUAUUGGAGAGGGACUUGCCUUAUUUUACGAAGAGUUUGCUUCCUGGUUAGAAGGCGCUGGGAGGUUUACCCAGGCGAAGGAGGUUUAUCAACUAGGGCUACAGCGAGAGGCGCGGCCUACUGAACGAUUGCUACGAAAAUUCAGUGAAUUUCGAGCCCGUCUUGAACAGCAGCCAAGGGCCUCGGACGGACCAUCUUCACCUGCCUUGCCCAAAGUGAGGCCAGCGUUGGCAGCGAAAAUUGACCCCUUCUCUUCUGCUACGCCGUCUCCUGUUGAUCCCCAAGCCCCAGCGCCAACAGUUGCCAGAGGGCCGACAGCAAAGAGAUCGGGGAAGCCAAAGAUGUCGAUUUUCUCUGACGCUGACAGCGCGCAGGAUGGUGGAAAACCGCUGGCCGGUAGUGAAACCAAAGGUUGGGAGAGUAUCGGGUCACUUCAAGAUCGCAGGAAGGAGAAUACAGUGGAGGUGAAGCCUUGGGUAGGAGAAACUUUGAAAGCAGGAAAGCGGGUUGGAACAGGACCAAAGAUGACGGUGUUUAAGGAUAAGAUAUUUACAUCACCGUCCUUAUCAGGACACCCACAAGCAAUAAUAGUAAACAAUAUACCGCUUCCUCGCAAUGAGAAGGAAUCAACCAAUCCCAGAACUGGUAAAGUUGAACGAGUGUAUGUCAACCUUGAAGCUAUAUACCCUGACCCCGAAAAUCCGCUCGUUGAAAUGAGUCUUGAAGAGCUACGAGCAUUCAGCCGGGGAUGGAUGGACAAAGAUUGGUCGAAGCAAGAAAUAGAGCCGUUGAAGGAGAUAUCUACCAAUGUCCCAUACAGAGAUCCGCCUACCUACGGGCAUGGAGAAGAUGGAAUGGCUAAGAACAUGUCAACACAAUUGAAGGACAAGCUUGUAAUACAUGAACAGUCCCCGCAACCAGGGGACCCCCAAGGUGUGGAAGUUAACCGUGAUGGGAAAGGAUCGAAAUCGAGACGUCUAAAAGUUCGCGAAAUUAAAGGGGAGACGCAAACAGUCAAAACCAACCUGGAAUCGCCGACUGGCCCCAAACUAAAACGCAGAAAUGCGUCAGAACCCACCAUGACGUUCCAUACUCGAGCUGCCACAGAUGAAAUAUACAGUAUUUUCAACCAGCCGCUUAAAUCAGAAAGGCAAAGGGAUCUUGCAGAGAGCCUUUGUGGGAGCGACUAUGAGGACGAUGACUACACGAGUGCCGGGGAGAGCACAUGUACAGGCAGGAUAUCCGGAACAACCAGCGAGUUUGGAGAGGACGAGACAACUGGCUUCCGAAAGACAAGACAGGACAGUCAUUUCGAGCAGGAUGAGACGCAUGCUGAAAGUAUUGGUGUAGGUGAUUGGACAGAAUUCACUGCCAGUCGACAUGUCCCAAGUCUCUACCCUGAAGGAAGCAAUGGACAAGGCCAAGAUAUAACACAACCACACACUCUAGAUGUUGAAUCCUUAACAGGCAUAACUCAUCAUGAUUCCUCUUUAACGAACCCUGCCAUGAACGACAUGUCCACUCCAGCAGCCGGAAUGUCUCAAACCAAAAGUAGGUUUGUGCCUGUUCCUCCAGAAGAUUACAAUGCCCCUUUAGGCCCUUACCGCGACGCUACGAUAGUGGCCCAGAACAGACUGCCAUUUAUGACCCCAAUUGUGGAAAUGACGGAGUCAUCACUUGGAUCGACAACAUUCAAAGGCAAAAUGUUUGCGAAUACGAAGACUCCCUCGAGAAAAGCGGUGCCCUCAACCCCUAUGAUCCCAGAGAUGGAUGACCUGCUCUUGAGUAGCCCAUUCCAUGAGCUUACCCAGUCGAACGACACCGUCUUUUCGUCCUUGCCUGAGGAGAGUUCUCCGAGCCGCCUCGCGAAAAAGAUGAAACGUUCACCAAAGAAGGCCAAGUACCCACACAAAUCGCAGCUUAUCAUCGAAGAAUCCCAAUGCAAUCCGAUCGACCCGGAAAUUAGAGAGAAGAUCCUCAAGAAUAUCUACCCGUCUCUUCACACAUAUCCGGGUUACUAUGAUCAUGGAAGCCAAAGAGCAGGCCGCGCUUCCGAUAUUCGCAAAUACAUCAAAAGUGUCUCGAAACAGCCUAAGGGUAGCGGAGCCGACCGCCCAGCUCUAACACCGCCGGUUCUCUGUUUUACAGGGGCAAACCGGAGCUACGCUAUCAAUCAGGAGCUAGGGGAAGGUGGCUUCGCUCCUGUAUACCUGGUUGAAAGCGUUGAUUCGCCAGACACUCUCACUUCGGAUUCUGAGAAAGAAAAUGGCACCAUAACUGCGAAUAAUCAUCGUCGAAUUUCUGCGAGUGUGAGCCCCUUAUUUAAGUCUCGACGGGAUGCUGAACGACGAGGCUUGGAGGCAAUCAAGGUGGAGUCGGAAUCACCUUCUGCUUGGGAGUUUUAUAUGCUCCGAAUCGUGCAUGCACGCAUCGGUUCAUCUCCCACCUAUAGCCGGGUUACGGACAGCAUCAUACAAGCACAUGAGAUGCAUAUCUUCAAAGACGAGGGGUUAUCUUGUGGAAGAUUACCAAACCAAGGGACGGGUGAUUGA
Blastomyces gilchristii SLH14081 is the source of this 3003-nucleotide messenger RNA. RefSeq names its product checkpoint serine/threonine-protein kinase. Gene Ontology annotation, molecular function: protein kinase activity. The record is from RefSeq and is a predicted model, not a curated record. The transcript is spliced from 3 exons. NCBI's taxonomy places the organism in Eukaryota, Fungi, Ascomycota, Eurotiomycetes, Onygenales, Ajellomycetaceae. Bases 1 to 3003 code for a protein of 1000 amino acids. Gene Ontology annotation, biological process: mitotic spindle assembly checkpoint signaling; meiotic sister chromatid cohesion, centromeric.